This is a messenger RNA of Cotesia glomerata, 1704 nucleotides long. It is a transcript of the gene Hand, whose product is annotated as heart- and neural crest derivatives-expressed protein 2-like. The transcript is spliced from 3 exons. The coding region runs from base 551 to 1462 and encodes 303 amino acids. The record is from RefSeq and is a predicted model, not a curated record. Gene Ontology annotation, molecular function: DNA-binding transcription factor activity, RNA polymerase II-specific; RNA polymerase II transcription regulatory region sequence-specific DNA binding; protein dimerization activity. NCBI's taxonomy places the organism in Eukaryota, Metazoa, Arthropoda, Insecta, Hymenoptera, Braconidae. Gene Ontology annotation, biological process: developmental process; regulation of transcription by RNA polymerase II.
UGAUAUUAUAUAUCGAUAAUUAGUUUUACAUCGAAUGUAACUUGCGGGAAGCAUUAAAUCAUUUUCCACUCUAGCUUGAGAGCAAUUUGCUAAUUGAAUAAAAGUUGGAGUUAUGUUUUAUGAUUGCGUGGGUGAAGAUAACUCCGCCUCUGGGCGGAGUUAACUUCUUAACAGCGACUCGGCCCACUGCUACUGGAUCCAGAUAACGCAACAAAAACUCAAAAAUAUACUUAUGAUCUUCUCUCAUAUUCAUCUUUGCUGGUAUGAGGUCUAAUAUCCAUCCUGUUGAGGCAUCGAGAAUCAGUCUUAGUUUCGAGGCAUCCAACAUCGCGCACGCGUCUGACACCCUGUUUGUCUGUUAAUUAAUUAUUAAUUAAUUAUUUAUUUAUUUUUUAACUAAUUAGUUGUAUUUAUUAAUACUCACAGUGAUGCUUAAUGACUAAGUGUUGAUUUAUAAAAAUUUCUUCUUUAGAAAAUUUAUUAAAGUGAUUUUGAUUUGAUAUUUUGUUGGUAUUUGUGAAGUAUAUUUUGGAAAAAAAAAAAAGUUAUUAUGUUGGGUGAAUAUGAAAGUCAUGCUGAUUAUUAUCCACAAUGGCAUCAACCCUAUCAUUAUUCUAGCCAAAGACCUUAUGAUUCCGUGGGAUUAUCCGACGUAGACCGACAGCAACUUUGCUGCGGAGGAGACUCAGGAAUAUCCGGCGGCAGUUCUGACGCCGGAAGUGGAUCGGCAUCAACACCUCCUCUGCCAUUAGAAGAAUUCGGGGGCCCGGAUUCAAUUUACGGCUCCCCAAUCCAACACUAUUCGCACUCGAUACCUCAGCAACUGUAUUCUUCAAUGCACUACUCUCAGCAGCAGUACCUGGACCAGCAGAACCAUCAAAAUUCAAGCCAGCAGAAGCUGGACCGACAUAUCGACUUCUCGAUGUCAGUUACUCACCUCCAGAACAAUAAUAUGCCCGGAACCGGAUCUACCGAGCACCUCCAGCUCAGCCUGCACCACCACAUGAACUCAAUCUCCCACGACAGCUCCUCGACUUUGAUCAUCAGGCCCAAAAGGAGGAACACCGCGAAUAAAAAAGAAAGACGACGGACUCAAAGUAUUAAUAAUGCGUUUGCUGACCUGAGAGAUUGCAUCCCAAAUGUUCCGGCGGAUACUAAGUUGUCCAAGAUAAAAACUCUUAGAUUAGCGGCUUCUUAUAUUGGAUACCUGAUGGCUGUUUUGGAGAGUGAUAAGGAAGACGAGCCACAAACAUUUCGCGCUGAAAUUUUGUCCAGUGGAAAAAGAAGUAAAUCUCAGCAGAAUUCGAAUGACUCGUAUCAAAACAUAAGCAAUUUUUAUGAAGAAACGUCAAAGUGUAAAGGAAGAACUGGAUGGCCUCAGCACAUGUGGGCACAAGAAUUGAAGCAAGAAUCUUCAUCAACCACGACGUCGGCGUCUUUAACAGUCAGUCAGUUACAAUAGAAUCUUUUCAUUCAGAAUAGAAUAUCUAUAGUUCUAAGAGGGAUAUGUUUAAUCCAUAGUUUUUAAAAAAGUACAUAUAUAUAUAUACAAUCAAAUACACUUGUCUACAUACAUAAUAUAUGUAUAUAAAUAUCAAAGAACAUUUUUUUUCAACUCUAAGUCUGUAAAUAAUGUAUUGUACGUUUUCUUCUUCUUUUUUGUUAUAUAUUGCGAAUUAUGAGAUUAAUUAAAUUGAAGAUUUA